Stylophora pistillata is the source of this 279-nucleotide messenger RNA. Its product is annotated as proto-oncogene tyrosine-protein kinase LCK-like. Lineage: Eukaryota; Metazoa; Cnidaria; Anthozoa; Scleractinia; Pocilloporidae. The record is from RefSeq and is a predicted model, not a curated record.
AUGUAUCAUUUGCAGGUGAAUCACCCACAUCCCGGAGUAAAAUUUAGAGAAAUAGCUGGCUUACUGCAGACAGGACACCGCAUGCCUAAGCCACCUCACAUCUCACAAAAACUGUAUUCCAUAAUGGCCAAUUGCUGGGAAGAGAAAACAUCGGAGAGACCAACAUUUCAAUGGCUCUGCUCUGUGAUUAGGCGACUUCUGGAUGAUCACAAGACAUAUGUGAACUUGGCAGUCUACAACGGCGAGGACUAUGUUAAUUUCGAUGUGAUAAGGGAUUAA